Messenger RNA from Enterospora canceri, 777 nucleotides. NCBI's taxonomy places the organism in Eukaryota, Fungi, Microsporidia, Enterocytozoonidae. The record is from the annotation of a GenBank genome assembly.
AUGCUUCUACAUGUGCUACUUGGUGUUAUUCUAGGACACGAUCACUCUAAGUUUGACAUGGAUUGUCCCACGUGUGCCAUGCACUACAACAAGACGGGCGAGAAGGCGCCUCCUUCGCAGCAGCCAGCUGGUCGUGAUCCAAAUCAGGUGGAAAUUCCAGAUGGAACUGAGGAGCACAAGAAGAUGGAGGACGAGCAGAGAGAGGGCGAGAAGGAGAUGCAGCAGCUUCAGCAGCAGAAGAAGGAGGCGGAGCAGAAGGCAGCUGAGGCUGAGAAGGAGGCAGUUGAAACCAAAUUGCAUAAUACGAUUCAUGCGCAGAAGAGGAAGGAAGCAGAGCAAGAGAGCAGCAGGAAGAUGAUGGACAUGCCAGCGCAUUUUGAGUACAAGAAUCCGGCGGCAGUGAAGGUGUUUACGCCUCUGAGCAUCCCAUUCAAGGCCCAUCAGCUGCUGGCCAUGAAUCGAGUCAUGGACAUGCGUAGGGCACUUGCUGAUCUCAUUGAGAAGGAAGGGCGCAUCAUUCACACUGAGAUGGUUGAGAAACCACGCCAAUUCAAGGACGAUGAUGGCAAAUACAACUUCCCAGUGAAUCCGUCUUCAAACACCCCUCAGGCAAAGAAGGGCUUUCCAACUGAAACCAAAGAGGCUCCUCAGGAAGAAACCAGUUCGAAUCCAAUCAUUCAACGAAUAACCAGAACAUUCAGGAGCAUCCCGUACUUCUCAGAUGACAAUACGGCAAAGGGAAUGCAAGCAGGAAGCAAUUUCAGCAUAUUUGAUUAG